This is a messenger RNA of Saccostrea echinata, 1281 nucleotides long. RefSeq lists its product as uncharacterized. Gene Ontology annotation, cellular component: nucleus. The transcript is spliced from 5 exons. NCBI's taxonomy places the organism in Eukaryota, Metazoa, Mollusca, Bivalvia, Ostreida, Ostreidae. The record is from RefSeq and is a predicted model, not a curated record. Bases 68 to 667 code for a protein of 199 amino acids.
UUACCAUUCAAAUACACAUGCAUUUACAUGUAGAGUAAAUGCUGUAAGUGUGCAGUGCAGAAGGGAAAUGACAGACAUAAAAAAAAAAUGGCAAGACCUUCAGUCAUUUGUUAAAAAAAAAGAAAGCCAGCGAAGGAAGAGUGUACGACAGACAGGGGGAGGGCCCAUGCAGAUUUCCUCAUUAAAGCCAUGGGAAGAAAAAAUCUUGCAGACAAUUCCUCAGACCUCAAUAUGUGGAAUUGAAGAUGGGGUUGAUACCAGUUCUACAUGCACAUCAUCGAACAUGUCCCAAGGGACAUCUACUCAGGUACAUGUAUCACAGGGAGGUCAAGACAGAUAUGUUGAGGCAGUCCCUUCAGUGAUUAUCACAGAGGACUCUCCAGUAUCAACAGGAACUGACUCAUCUUUAUUAAGUCAAGAGGAAUCCUGUUUGCUAACAGCACCAUCACCUAGACAUUCUAGAGGUAAACGAAGAGCUCAGUUAUGUGAAUAUUCGACAGAAACUCGGAGACUUGUUGAAAUUGAGGAAGAAAAACUAGCCAUAAAGAAGAAAAGACUAGAGAUAGAACAAGAAAAACUUCAGAUUUUACGAAAUGUGUAUUCUUUAUUGCAGGAAAAAUCAACUUCCAGUGUUCCCUCCUUUAGCCGUCUUUUAUCCGAGUUUUAAUAAUACACCCCCCCCCACCCCCCCACCCCCCACCCCCACCCCACACACACAUACAAAUGAAGUUUUGGGGUACAUAGGAAUCGUCUUGUCCGUCUGUCCAUGCAAUCUUGUCCAGGCUAUAGCUUUGUAAUGGAGAAUCAUUGGAGAUUCAUGCUUGGUACAAAGAUUGUUUAUGAUAUGACAGUUUGUGGUGAUUUUGACCCAGGUCAUUCCGGCAAGUUCAAGGUCACUGGCAGAAAAUGGGUAAAAUUCUUUUUUUAGGGUUAAACUUUGUAAUGGAGAUUCAUCGGAAACUCAUGCAUGAUACCAGGAUUGUUUAUAAUCUGAGGGUGUGUCAUGAACUUUACCCAAGGUCAUUCCUGUAAGUUCAAGGUCACUGGCAGAAAAAGUGUAAAUUUCUUGUCUGGGCUAUACAUGUAACUUUGUUGCUUGUUACAAAGUCCAAAAGCCGAAAGGUCAAGGACUCAAGGUCGACCUUUUUUGAUAUUUCUCCAUCUGCUUGUUUCUCCCCAGUUUUCUCACCCUCUUUCCUAUCUUAAGUGGGGGACACAAAUUCUUUGAUUUUACAUUUUUCAUUUUCAUGAAACUCGCAUGGUAUGUUUUGUGUAUUUAGU